CUGUGAAAGAAAUCAACAGGAAGACGCUAUUUUUUUACACGUACAGUACAUAAAACCUAACGGGUUUCUAAAAUGGGACCGCUCAGCGAGAACUAACAGCAAAAUUAUUCUAGCAGUAAUUACAGGAUCACGAUGAGGAUAAUAUGUUUUUAUUCAUGUUGCUUCUUUUUGUAUUCCACGUCAUCUGCAGUGAAACACUCACUGCAGCUUCUCGUCACUGCAUCAUCUGGAGUCCCAAACAUCCCAGAGUUUAUGGGUGCUAUGAUGCUUGAUGGCAUUCAGAUGGGUUACUGUGACAGCAUCAACAAGAUAUUGGAACCAAGACAGGACUGGGUGAAGAAGAUGUUAGAAAACGAAACUCAGCUGUUAGAGAUGUACACUCGUUACUGUUUUGUGAAUCUGCCAAAUAACUUUGGAAAGCGUAUUUCUAGUCUGGAGGAGCAGUUCCAGAGUGAAGGUGUUCACAUUUUACAGAUGAGAGAAGGCUGUGAAUGGGAUGAAAAAACUGGAAAUGUGACUGGAUUUUUGCAGUACGGUUAUAACGGAGAAGGCUUUGUUGAGUUUGAUCUGAAGAAUCUGACAUGGAUCGCACUGAAACCAGAAGCUGCCAUUACUAAACAGAAAUGGGAUGCUGACAGUGUUAGGACAAAACACAAUGAAAACCUUCUCACUAACAUUUAUCAAAAAUGGAUGAAGAAGUUUUUGUCCUAUGGGAAAAGCUCCCUGCAGAGAACAGUUCUUCCCUCAGUGUCUCUCCUUCAGAAGACCCCUUCCUCUCCAAUCAUCUGCCACGCUACAGGUUUCUACCCUGACAGAGCUGUGAUGUUCUGGAAAAAAGAUGGAGAGGAAAUUCAUGAAGGUGUGGAUCCUGGAGAGAUCCUCCCCAACAAUGAUGGGACCUUCCAGAGUAACGUUGAUCUGAAUGUUUCAUCAGUCACACCUGAAGACUGGAGCAGAUAUGACUGUGUGUUUCAGCUCUCCAAUGAUGAGCAUGUCAUCACCAAACUGGACAAAACAGUGAUCAGUACAAAAUGUGGAAAAAAAAUACCUUGCAAUGGUGGAGUAGACACACCCCCUGCCACGAUGACUGCUGUCAUUGCUGUAGUGGUUGCUGCAGUGGUUGCUCUCUCUGUGGCUGCUGUUGGAUUUGUUGUUUACAAAAAGUAAAAAGGGGGACGGGGGGGCUGCAGCCUAUGCCAUGUGUCAUAAUAAAGCAAGAGGCAGCACUGGACAGAGAUAACACAGAGAGACAGACAAGCAUUAAUGCCAAUUGACCCCAUGGGUGUCUUUGGAAUGGGAUGUGGGAGGAAGCUGAAGUGCCCAGAAAAAACUCAGGUGGACACGAUGAAAAGGCCCAAACGCCACACAGAAAGACCCCAGACUGGAUUCAAGUCCAAGACCUUCUUUUAAAAUGUGUUUUAUUGAUGUAUAUAAAAGUAAUUUCAGGAUCAGUGAGCCUAAAAAAAUGUGUUGUUGACCUACAAUUUCUGUCAACAUCUUUGAACUCUGAGAUUGAAUCAAGACGCCACAUGAACAAAGUACAGCAAACCACAGAGUAUAGAUAAGUAUAAGGACUUCAGUUGAAGAAGUUAUGAGCAAAGAAGAUAACUGGUCAUUUUAUUCUUUUCAUUAAUAUAAUUUCUUAAAUGUCUAACAACACUUUAAUAGUUUUUUAGGAUGACUUUGCAAACAUGAAGCCCUUCUGAAAGUCUUUAACGCUAUCCGUUUACACUAUCCAUUAUCCUGCAUUAUCUAGAACAGCGGUCCCCAACCCCC
Molecule: messenger RNA, 1776 nt
Organism: Oreochromis niloticus (Nile tilapia)
Lineage: Eukaryota; Metazoa; Chordata; Actinopteri; Cichliformes; Cichlidae
Product: major histocompatibility complex class I-related gene protein
Exons: 6
Coding region: 133-1167 (344 amino acids)
Biological process (GO): immune response
Cellular component (GO): external side of plasma membrane
Source: RefSeq, a predicted model, not a curated record